Contarinia nasturtii (swede midge) is the source of this 3027-nucleotide messenger RNA. RefSeq lists its product as uncharacterized. Lineage: Eukaryota; Metazoa; Arthropoda; Insecta; Diptera; Cecidomyiidae. The record is from RefSeq and is a predicted model, not a curated record. The coding region runs from base 181 to 2592 and encodes 803 amino acids. Gene Ontology annotation, biological process: regulation of transcription by RNA polymerase II. Gene Ontology annotation, molecular function: chromatin insulator sequence binding. The transcript has 5 exons. Gene Ontology annotation, cellular component: chromosome.
GUUUAAACAUUGAUCUGUCAAACUGUGUUCAGACAAUUUGGCUAAAAAUUCCUUGAAAUUGUUAAUUUUCUGCAGAAAAAAUAGAAAAUCUUUCAUCAGUUUCAAGAUAUUGACCAAAUAAAGGAAUAUACAGCAAUUUUAUAUUCUUUCCGACAAGUGGGUUAAGAUAUUCAUCCAGAGAUGAACGACAAAACCGAUGACCUGGAACAAUUGUUCCGAACACAUGAAGAUCGCAUUAAAACCGAACUGUACCAGAUGUCACGCACCUUUGAAUCGUACACACAAUCACACGAUGUUAAUUUGAUGACGCAUUUUUUCGAUUACAUCAGCUAUCGAUUGGUUGCAACGUGCAAAAAGGUUGAGGUGGACUUUUUUACGAAGAUGGACGAACAACCGGUUGAUUCGCCAAAGGCCGAUCCAAGGCCAGACAUGCCGAUUGGAUUCGAUGGAAUGCCGAAGACACCAUCCGUAGUUGGAAUUGAUGAGACUAUCACUCACAUAGGCAAAGAAGAAGAAAACGACGACGAAGAAAACGACGACGGUGAUUGGGAAAUGGAAGAAUUGAAAAUCGUCGAAGAUUAUGACAGUGACAAUGGAAAAAAUGGCUCAUUGAACGCUAGCCAUGAAACAUUGACGAAUAUUAGGGCAGAUGGUGAAAACAUGGAAUUUUUCGGAAAGAACGAAAAAUCACCCGAACAUAAUACGUCUAACUAUAGUGAUUCGACGGUGGAAACUGUGUACAGCACAAAAAUUGAUGACCAGCCAAAUGAAAAUGUGAAGGAAAUGGCCGGUAAUAAGCGACCACACGAAUUUGAUGACAAGAAGGUGAAAAAACUAAAAACCGAUGAUGAGGAAGACAAUGUGGCGCCGGAUGAAGUCAAAAAUGAAUUGGAAGACGGCGAAAUCUCCGAACGGACCAAACCAAAAAACAUCGAUCCAGAUAUCUACCUAACCAAUGCGUCCCACCGCUUCAAGUGUAUGCUUUGUAAAAAUUUGGCGACAAAUCUAAUCGAUCACUACAAAGCAAUUCAUCCCGAAUCGGAAGUGUACGUAUCUCGGCCAUCCCCGAAAAUGGCUGCAAAUAUCCGUCGCCGUACCGAAGCAUUUACAUUCAUGCCGAAGUCCGGACAAAUUACGGGCAUGUGCUUCAUCUGCGAAUUGCCGCGACGAAUGUCAUUUACCGAUUGGAUCGAACAUUUUUUGUACCACACUGGUGAAGUAGAUACACUGCUGAACACAAUUGCCGACGACGGGCAACUAUUUGGGUUCAUGUGUAAUCUCUGCAAUUACAUUCAAAUCGACCGGAAUAAUUUGAAAAAACAUCCAAAGACCGAACAUGAAAAGUCUGGCGAUGAAAUUGAACAUGGUUUCGAAGAAGUUAUCUUGAUACCUGAUCUGACUCCGUUGACAUCACAAACACCGAAGAACAUUGGAUACGUUGAAGAAGCACUUCGAUUUCAAUGUGGGGUCGGUUGGUGUGACCACCAGUCGGAUACGUGCCAUAAUUUUGGGAUCCAUCUCCAGAAACAUCAUGCCGAAAUACAGGAGUCUUUUGGUUGCUUGCAUUGCGGCAAGGUGAUCAGUACGAAUGGGAACUCAUUUUUCGAUGAUGUAACAAAUCAUCUGGAAUUACAUGGUGAACACCUGUUUUCGUGUUUAUAUUGCGAUUCGGACUUUUCGACGGAGCGUGACGUCAUUUUGCACAACAUUUCCGAGCAUCUUUCGAAAAAGAUGGUAUUCCAUCAUCGGCACCGUGAAGGUUCGACCACGGCCGAAACAAUCGAAGAAGUCCAAAUGAUGUUCCAGUGCAACGCAUGUACUGCUGUUUACUACACCAUCGAGGAUGGAAUGAUACAUUUCAAAAAUGCCCACCAGUCGUUGAGCAUCACCUUUACGGUCAAUACAUUGAUUAAAUGUACUACAACUGGAUCAACGACGACCAUAAAGUAUCGCCAAAAUGCACUGCCAUUGUGUCAAUCAUUUGAUUGUUUGUAUUGCGACGAGGGCCACCCUGACCAAGUGUCGCUCAUAAAACAUUUUACGAAAUCGCACCAAAAGAAUUCGCUGAUUUUCAAAUUGGGUAAAUUGUUUCUGAAGAACGUUGAACAAAACCAGACCAAUAAUCAACCCAUUCGAACCGUGUUCUAUUGCUACCAUUGUUAUCAAAAUGAUGGCCGUUUUGUUGGCUACGCCAACUGUCAAGAGGUGUUCAGUCAUUGGUUUUCCACGCACUCGCAACCGUUUCGAUUUAUCACCGCUGAAAACAUCAAGUGCCACUAUUGCGGCGUGAUGGGCACCUAUCACGCUCUGAAAUUGCAUCAAUGCCAAACACACCCCGAACAAACGUUGAUCGUUGUUGAUGUUUUCGGCGCAAAUAAAUGCGGCUUAUGUCAGUACAGCGGUGAAUUGGACGCACAUUUUCAACAACAACAUAAGGUGGCGGCACUGGAUGAGGCCGAGCCAUUUUGUCCGGUGGCAUUGGACGAGGCACGAUUGAAGGAAAUGGUCGAAAUGAAGGGACAAAAGAAACGGAUGUGCGGACACUGUCGUUUGGUAUUUGAAACAAAGGACGAUUUAAAAAUGCAUCAUUAAAUCCAACAUCCAACACUCAAACAGACCUAUGAAAAAUUCUAUGACAACCAUGGUAUGCAUGUUAUGGCUGGUUGUUGCCAAGCAAUAGUCGAAGAAACAGAAUUGUUUACCCAUUUGAAAUUGCAUCCAACACCGUUGAAUUGUACGGUAUGUAAUUUUGAAACAUUUGAUCGAUACGAGUUGACAGCACACAGCGUCAACGAACAUGACAUUGGUAACGAUAUUGGAGCGAUGUUUACCGAAACCAUGCAACAAUUGUACUGGAAAACAAAUGUCGUUUUUGGCAACGGUCUCAUUUUGAACAAACGCAAUUUAAGCGGAACACAGCAUGAUGACACUGAUGCAUUCAAACAAUUUAUCGAAAAAAUCAUUCAAGGGGAAUGAUUACGGCGAUUUUCGAUUUACAAAAAAAAAAACAAUUAUUUUACAUUUUUA